CCGCACCUCCUCCUCACGCUCCCUGCACCCCUGCGCAACCUGAGAGGGGUGGAGGCAGCGUUGGGCGGAGCUUCCGAGACGCCCUAGGGGGAGCUAUCCCGGCGGGCCGCGCGUGCGGCCGCGUUUGAAUGGCCCUGAGUGGGCUCGGCCGGGGACCCAAGGGAUAGGCUGGGCUGCCGGGGCGCAGUCGGUCAGCGCCUGAGCCAGGCGGAGGCGCCGCGGUACCAUGAGGCGCCGGUAUUUAAGAGAUUAUGGCAUCUGAAACUCACAAUGUUAAAAAACGCAACUUUUGUAAUAAUAUUGAAGAUCAUUUCAUUGAUGUUCCUAGAAAAAGGAUCUCUAAUUUCACUAAUAAGAACAUGAAGGAGGUUAAGAAAUCUCCAAAACAGUUGGCUGCUUACAUAACUAGAACAGUUGGACAAGCUGUGAAAAGCCCAGAUAAACUACGUAAGGUGAUCUAUCACAGAAAGAAACUUCAUCAUCCUUUUCAAAAUCCUUGCUACAGAAAAAAGCAGUCCCCCAAUAGCGGGGGCUGUGACAUGGCAAAUAAAGAGAAUGAGCUGGCUUGUGCAGGCCGCCUCCCUGAGCAAGUGCGGCAGGGUAGUCGACCAUAUCUAGUUAGCCCCAGUGAUUCUGGUUCUUCACAGACAGAAAGCCCAUCAUCAAAAUAUAGUGGGUUUUUUUCUGAGGUUUCUCAGGACCAUGAAACAAUGGCACAGGUUUUGUUCAGCAGGAAUUUGAGAUUGAAUGUAGCUUUAACUUUCUGGAGAAAGAGAAGUAUAAGUGAACUUGUAGCUUAUUUGGUGAGGAUAGAAGACCUUGGAGUUGUGGUGGAUUGCCUUCCUGUGCUCACCAAUAGUUUACAGGAGGAAAAACAAUACAUCUCACUUGGCUGCUGUGUAGACUUGUUGCCUCUAGUAAAGUCACUACUUAAAAGCAAAUUUGAAGAAUAUAUAAUAGUUGGUUUAAACUGGCUUCAAGCAGUCAUAAAAAGGUGGUGGUCAGAACUAUCAUCCAAAACAGAAAUUAUAAAUGAUGGAAAUAUUCAGAUUUUAAAACAACAAUUAAGUGGAUUGUGGGAACAGGAAAACCAUCUUACUUUGGUUCCAGGAUAUACUGGUAAUAUAGCCAAGGAUGUAGAUGCUUAUUUAUUACAGUUGCAUUGAGAGACUUCGUCUACUAAAUAGCAUUUGGUUAUUCAAAACAUCCCUGGACUAUAUGAUUUCCCAAAAAAAAGUCUCAACUGAGAACUGUGAACUGUGGAAGAAAUCAAAACCAUUUUUUCCUUUAAAAAGCCACAUAAUGAAACCACUAAUGAAACGCUAAGGAUCUACUUCACAUUGAAGUGGAAAAAUAUCCAAAAGGAGCAGCUUCAACUUCAAUGAGGUGAAAGUGCACUAUGAAGAUUGUUCACCUUUGCUGCAAUUUGGGAUUUAGUUUAAGAACUACUGGGUCUUAAUGCAAUCCUGCAUAAGAAUAUAAUUUAUACUAUGUGAAAAAUAAGACAGGACUUAUUACUAGGAAUUACAAAGACCAAUCAUCAUUACUUUUUUAAGAUUGUGUUUUAUAAGAAAACAUUUAAAUGUGUGCAGCUACUAUUUUCUUAUGUUGAAAAGACUUUGAAAGUUUAAACCAUCAUAGCAGAUAAUCAAUACUAAAAGUUUUUUGUUCACACUGAGAUACUGUGUAUGCAGAAUGCCUUAAUUAUUAAUAAGCCAAUGUGUAUGAUACCAAUAUCUGUUUAAGAAAAUUAAAACCAACCAAGCUUCUGGCAUGAUAAAAUCAUGGAAUUAAAUCAGGGGUUUCCAUUCAUGUAGAAUGUUGUUGUUAAAACUUAUUCUGCACCAUUCUUAAAACUUGAGAAUAUUUUUAGUAUCUCUGAUUUUUUUUUUUGCCAGAAUCAUCAUAUCAUGUGUGUAUGUGUUAUUCCCAUACAUAAGAAAAAGGUGAAUAUGUAUUUGUAUGAAUGCUUAACUGGAAAUGUCCAUGGAGUUGGCUAAUUUAUAUUCACUUUUUAUUGUAUAUAGAUUUCUAAUAUUUUCAGUUCUGUAUCAUUUAAGUUUUCUUCAUUUGAGUAAAUUCACUAAAUAUUUCUAUUUUUUGCUUUUUUAAAUUCUGAUUUUAUAUGAAUUCUGAUUUUUUUCACUACGUAUGUUUAAAGAAUUGCAUACAAUGCUUUAGAAUUGUUUACAAUUAGUGCUGACCUUGUAUUUUAAAUUCCAACACUUUACUACCUCCUCCAAAGGUUGGUAUGAAAUGCCAGCAGACUGUAUGAGGUCUUUUUUUUUUUAAUACCACUCUUAGUAUCAGUGAAUGUCUUAACAUUCUGGAAUGUCUUAACAGCUGUAUGCAUUAUCUUGAAAGUGGCUGGGGUUAAAUGCCACUCUUGGUGGUUCAUACAUCAUCUCAUCUUUAAUAAGCCUGAGAGGCGUCUGAGCAAAGAUUUUGAGUAAUUGAAUUUCUGUGCAGUAAUCCUUCAAGCACUUGAAUGUAAAUCUUUAGCAUUUAUCCAAUUAGCCACUACUGAUAUGAAUCCAAAAGAAGCAUCUUUCUUGCUUUAAAAAAUGUUAUUUUUUCACUGAGUUCUAUUUUUGUGUAGCUAUAUUUUGUAUAGCUAUGUAUUCCUUACAGUGAACAUCAAUUGUAAUAACUGGUUAUUCUCUAAAGUUUUUAGAUUAGAAUAAUUUCAGAUUACUGCACUUCUGAGUUUUGAGAGUUGAGUUAUUUAAGAAGUUAUUUUUCAGGAGAUGGGAAUUUGAAUUGUAAACCUGCGUCAUCUCUGUGAAACCUUAAGAUGAUGAAAUACAACCCUCUUUUGUUCCUGUUCCUUUUAGUUUGCACUCUCUUAUCUAACAGUUUCAGCCAGUCAACGCAGUUGGUGCGUGGUGCUAAUGAGGCUAAGGACAAGAGUUCAAUCCUUUUAGGUGUUUGUUAACUGUACACACAUACACAGAACUAUUCAUGGCUACAGAUUGCACCUUCUCUUAGGUAUCCAUCUCACAAAUUCACUCUUGGUCACAAGGAAGAUGGUGUGUAUAGCAUAACACAAACCCUUCAUCUCAAAUGGAAAGAUGACUCAAAUAAUUGGCAUAUGGGAUACUAUAGACUUUAAUAUUAAAAAUAUUAAAAAUAAUGUAAUAUCUAAAAUUCUGUGUCAAUAUAGUUUUCUCUGGGUAAGAUCAAUGACUAAACAUUGUCCUCUGAAAAUCAAACUUAAUCAAACUUCAGUAAAAAUUAGGUACAAAUACAAAUGAAACAUAGU
Messenger RNA from Kogia breviceps (pygmy sperm whale), 3262 nucleotides. RefSeq names its product katanin regulatory subunit B1 like 1 (gene KATNBL1). Gene Ontology annotation, molecular function: microtubule binding. Lineage: Eukaryota; Metazoa; Chordata; Mammalia; Artiodactyla; Physeteridae. Gene Ontology annotation, cellular component: nucleolus. The record is from RefSeq and is a predicted model, not a curated record.